This is a messenger RNA of Folsomia candida, 840 nucleotides long. RefSeq lists its product as uncharacterized. The coding region runs from base 96 to 635 and encodes 179 amino acids. The transcript is spliced from 4 exons. The record is from RefSeq and is a predicted model, not a curated record. NCBI's taxonomy places the organism in Eukaryota, Metazoa, Arthropoda, Collembola, Entomobryomorpha, Isotomidae.
AUGAGGGAAUAAAACGAGUCAACUUUUGCAAAUUUUUUGUAGUUGCAUUUUGACCUGCAUUGAUUUACAUACAAGGCAAAGCAUCACUGCAAAAAAUGGGGAAGAAGAAUGAUAAGCACCGAAAGCGACCUGCCCCCUCACCCCCGUCGUCAGGACUAGAGCCAUCCUUACAUCCCACGCCUGGAACUGCAACUGUGGUCAAAAGUGUGACCUACUGUAACGACUUUGAAUUCAUCCCAGGUCACGGCACUCUUGCAAAUAAGGGUCCACUCCAAAAUGUGAAAGCUAAUUUUAAUGGGAAGGCCAGCUUUCCAGACACGCCACCUCAACAAAUGGCGACACCUCAACCGCAACCCCCACCAAUGAAACGAUUCUGUCCUACGGGUGGUGGUUCCUACUGUUCAAAUUCUUGCAAUUGUAGUCGCAACAAGGAAACAUUCUUCGCUGCAGGACGAGGACCAGGAUUUGGGAACGGGAUUUUCAACACGGGUGCACCCGUGCAAACUAGUAGUGCUUUCGCUUCCGGUGAAAGCAAGACUCAACAUCCCAUCGUGCAUGCGAAUCAACCCGAUCCCAAAUCUGAGAAUGAUGAAGGAUGGAUAAGCUACAUUUGGUCAUUUUUCUCGUCUUCAUAAACCAAAACCAAAACGGACUACAUCAAAAAAGAUGAGAAUAAUAGAUCACAAAUUCAUGCUUAUUAAAAUUUUUAGGAUGGAUUUGGUAUUUUUCUCCUCUUCCUAAAAACAUAUCGCAUCAAAAAUAACAAUACUUCAACCACAAAUUCAUCAUUAUCAAAAUUUUUAUUGUUUGUAAUAAAUAAACUCAUUUGAUUUCAUCUCA